GCCGUCAUCGUCCGGCAGAAGCACAAGGCGUCGGCCUACUACCCCUCCUCCUUCCCCAAGAAGAAGUACGUGGACCAACGGGACAAGGUGGGGGGGACACGGGCUUUCAGCGAGGUCCCGGAGAAAGCCCCUGACCCCGGCGCCGAGGAGCCCCUCGACUGCAGCCAGCAGCUGCAGGCAGACAUCCUCGCCGCCGCCCAGAACCUCAAAUCCCCCCUCAAGGCGCCGCUGGCCAACGGGGGCCGGGGAGAGCAGAAACCCCCCGCUGAGGAGGAGGAAGGAAGCAAAAAGUUGGGCGAUGAGCAACCUGCCGAGCCCCCUCCCCAAAAUCCAGGCACCGAGGAAGCAGCGGCGGGUGCAGCGGAAGCGGGGGGCGAGG
Molecule: messenger RNA, 379 nt
Organism: Leptosomus discolor (cuckoo roller)
Lineage: Eukaryota; Metazoa; Chordata; Aves; Leptosomiformes; Leptosomidae
Gene: TMEM119
Product: transmembrane protein 119
Biological process (GO): positive regulation of osteoblast differentiation; positive regulation of bone mineralization; ossification
Cellular component (GO): plasma membrane
Source: RefSeq, a predicted model, not a curated record